AUGGCAUCAGGAGUGGUGACACACACUUUGGGCUUUCCCCGAGUUGGCGUACAGCGCGAGUUAAAAAAAGCCCUUGAGGCGUAUUGGGCCGGCAAAGAGAAAGAAACCGGAUUACGCGCCACUGGCAGUGAAUUGCGGCUUCGUCAUUGGAAACAACAGAUGGAACGUGGAGUGGAUAUGAUCCCUGUUGGUGAUUUUCACUGGUAUGAUCACAUGCUGGCAGCAAGUCUUAUGUUGAAUAAUGUACCUCCACGACACCAGUCUGCAAAUGGCAUUAUUGAUAUCGACACAUUGUUUCGUAUUGGACGUGGUCGGGCCCCUACAGGAACACCAGCAGCCGCAUCUGAAAUGACAAAGUGGUUUAAUACGAAUUAUCAUUAUAUCGUUCCAGAAUUUGUAAGUCCUACACAAAAUUUCAGUUUUGCAUGGCCUCAACUCUUGGAAGAAGUAGAUGAGUUGUUAAAGGUAUGUGAACCACGCCGUGUAAAGCCCAUUCUUGUGGGACCCGUAACCUAUUUACUUCUUGGAAAAGUAAAGGCUGAAGAGAAGUUUGAUCGCCUUUCACUGUUACCUCGUAUUUUACCCGUAUAUGUGGAGGUGUUAAAGGCAUUGGCCUCACGUGGAAUUCAAUGGGUACAAAUCGAUGAACCCACACUUGUGUUGGAACUGGAGACCCCAUGGUUGUCGGCAUUCAAAACAGCGUACGAUACACUACGUCAACAGGCAGGCAACGCACCUAAAAUUCUCCUAACAACAUACUUUGAAGGAAUUGGACACAACUUGUCUACUAUUAAGGAAUUGGCUGUGGAUGGAUUACACUUGGAUUUGGUGGCUGGACAUGAUGAUAUAAUGGCAGUUGAAAAGGCAUUACCAAAAUCAUGGGUACUCUCUGCAGGUGUUAUUAAUGGCCGUAAUGUUUGGCGUGCGGAUUUAAACAGUAUUCAUGAUAAACUGGAAGCCCUUCGUCGCAGUUCACCUCAUCGUGCCUUAUGGGUGGGAACAUCAUGUUCACUUCUGCAUUCACCAGUGGAUCUUGAUUGUGAAACGAAACUAGAUGCAGAAUUAAAAAGUUGGUUGGCCUUUGCAUUACAAAAGUGUGAUGAACUCAGUCUUCUUUGCAGUGCUUUAAGCAGUGGGGCGAAGGAUCAAAUAACGGCCUACAGUGCUUGUGUACAUCAACAUCAUACAUCUAAACGGGUGAUUAAUGAAACUGUACGGGAACGGGUAUCAAAGUUAACAAAGGAUGAUGCCCAACGAUCUCUUCCAUAUCUGAAACGAGCAGAAGUUCAACAUAAACUUUUAAAACUACCUUUAUGGCCUACUACCACUAUUGGAUCGUUUCCACAAACACCUGAUAUUCGUACGCAACGACUGGACUUUAAAAAGGGUCGAACGACUAAGGAAACGUAUACAGAACAAUUAAAGGAUCAUAUUAAACAAAUGGUAAAAGAGCAAGAAGAAAUUGAAUUGGAUGUCUUGGUUCAUGGAGAACCAGAACGUAAUGACAUGGUAGAAUACUUUGGUGAAUUAAUGAGUGGAUUUGUCUUUACGGAAAAUGGAUGGGUACAAAGUUAUGGAUCUCGUUGUGUAAAGCCUCCUAUUAUCUUUGGUGAUGUCAGCCGUCCUGCUGCCAUGACAGUGGAAUGGUCUGCUUAUGCCCAAUCCCUCACGCAAAAACCAAUGAAGGGAAUGUUAACAGGACCCGUUACUAUUCUCUGUUGGUCAUUCCCUCGUGAAGAUUUAUCACGUAAAGUGAUAGCGCAGCAACUUGCCCUUGCCUUACGUGAAGAAGUAAAUGAUUUACAGAAUAAUGGUAUUCAUGUUAUUCAGGUGGAUGAACCAGCUGUGCGUGAGGGACUUCCACUGAAAAAACAAGAUUGGCCGGAAUAUUUAAGAUGGGCAGCAGAAGCAUUUAAAAUUACCGUCGCUCUUGCCAAACCUGAAACACAAAUCCAUACACAUAUGUGUUACAGUGAAGUAAAUGAAAUUAUUGAAACUAUUGCCGCAAUGGAUGCGGAUGUUAUCACACUGGAAGCAGCCCGUUCAGAUAUGGAGUUGUUGGAAGCCUUUGAUAACUUUACAUACCCUAAUGAAAUUGGUCCUGGUGUGUAUGAUAUUCACAGUCCCAAUGUGCCAACGGUGAAGGCAAUGGUGGAGUUGUUGCUUAAAGCCGCCCAGCGAGUGCCAAUGAAACGACUUUGGGUGAAUCCCGACUGUGGACUGAAGACACGCGGCUGGCCAGAAACACGUGCAUCCCUCAAGAAUAUGGUGGAAGCAGCAAAGGAAUUACGUAAAACCAAAACAGAGUGA
Molecule: messenger RNA, 2310 nt
Organism: Trypanosoma theileri
Lineage: Eukaryota; Euglenozoa; Kinetoplastea; Trypanosomatida; Trypanosomatidae
Product: 5-methyltetrahydropteroyltriglutamate-homocysteine S-methyltransferase
Exons: 1
Coding region: 1-2310 (769 amino acids)
Molecular function (GO): zinc ion binding; 5-methyltetrahydropteroyltriglutamate-homocysteine S-methyltransferase activity
Source: RefSeq, a predicted model, not a curated record